Phialemonium atrogriseum is the source of this 627-nucleotide messenger RNA. Its product is annotated as glutathione S-transferase. NCBI's taxonomy places the organism in Eukaryota, Fungi, Ascomycota, Sordariomycetes, Cephalothecales, Cephalothecaceae. The transcript has 2 exons. The record is from RefSeq and is a predicted model, not a curated record. Bases 1 to 627 code for a protein of 208 amino acids.
AUGCCCACUAUAACCUUCUACCGCGCCAACCGCGCCUGCCCCUCGCCCCACACCCCAGACGGCGUCGAAUCCGCCGACGGCAGCAUCACUCGCGCCGCAUACCUGUCGAUCCACCCGUCAGGGUUCGUCCCGGCCCUGGACGUCGACGGCGAGAUCAUCACCGAGCUGCCCGCCGUGCUGAACUACAUCGUAUCCCUCGCGCCGCCUUCAGCAGCCGCAGGGACCCUUCUCGGCGCCGACGACCUGGGCCGCGCGAGAGUCGCCGAGUGGCUGGCGUGGCUGUCCGGGUCGCUGCACGGCCAGGGCUUUGGCAUGCUCUGGCGAGCCGGGCGCUUUACUGACGAUGAGGGGGCGCACGAGGGCGUCAGGACCAAGGGGCGGGAGUUUAUCGAUGGUUGCUUCCGGAGGAUCGAGGAGAGGCUGCGCGGGAGGGAGUUCGCUGUCGGGGAGGGGUUGACGGUUGUGGAUUUCAACCUUUACGUGUUUUGGACCUGGGGGAUUGAGAUUGGGGUCCAGAUGGCAGAGUUGUAUCCGUCGUAUGCCGAUCUGAUGCGGCGGGUCGAGUCGAUUGAGGCAGUGAGGACAGUGGUCAAGACAGAGGGUCUGAAGUUGACUGCCACGGCUUAA